AUGCCCUACGAGGAGGAUACCAACUCUUUCCUCUUCGGCCUCAACCAGUUCACAUCACCACCCGCAGACCAGCAGCGUGAAAGCGCCGGACACGGCGGUGCCACCGACAGCAUGCUCGCCGGUCUCGACGCCUUUGCUUCCGAUGAUCUCGGCGGCCCCGCCCGAGGCGAAGACGGAAGCCAGGCGCCUAACUUUGCCGAUCAGCUGGCGCUCUGGACCAACGCCAACUUCAGCUUCGAUGGACCUACCGGCCAUGCCCUCAUCGGCGACGAGGAAAAGGAAAAGGAGGAGGCCGAAAGCAACCGGCGUCGUGAGGAGGAGAACCGACGCAACGAGGCCGACGACCGAGAGAGGAUGGCACGCAACGCCGCAGCCAGUUCUCGCGGCGGAAACGCGGCGCGGGGCAAGGCCAGGGAGUUGGCGCCGCAUCCCAGCGACGCUCAACAUCACGAUCCGACGAGCCGUCCGCAGAACCUGGGACAUGCCGGUCCGAUGAUGCAGCAGCAGCAGCAGCAGCAGCAACAGCAACAGCAACAGCAGCAGCAGCAGCUGCGCAACUUUUUCGGCGCCCAGGCGCAGGCCAAGUCGCCUCCGGCUGCUGGAGAAAGCUUCAGCAGCGGCGACCACAGCCAAGCCUCGAGGAGCCAACAGAUUCCCAACAGCCACUUUAGCGCCGGACACCAGCAGCAGCUUCCUCAUGGCAGCCAGCCCAACCCCGCCGCCUCCACCGCCGCUGCUGCUGCCGGUUUCGCCCCCUUCUUUCCCGGUUUCGCUGGCUUCAAUCAGUUCGGCGGCAUGGCGCCAUUGCAGCAGACCACUGGUGCCAACCCGAUGGGCGGCCUGCCACAGCUCGAUAUGACGUCUGCGCUGGCGCUGCAACAUCUGCUGGCUAGCAACCCGCUGGCGCUAGCUAGUCUGGGCCAGCUUGCCGGAUUCUCGAACCCUCAGCUACAAGCACAUCUCGCAUCGCUGGCCGGCACCCCAAGCAUGGGCGGCGGGCUUGCUGCGUUCGGUCAGCCACCAGCCAUGCAUCCGUCGGCGCCUUCGCAAGUCUCCAACGCGUGGGAUCCCAACCAGCAGCAGCAGCAACAGCAGCAGCAACAGUCGCACCAGGCACUCCGGCAAGGUAGUGUCCCGAGCGCUUCGGGCAGCGUGGCAGGAUGGCCGCUGACACCGCAGCAGCAGCAAGCCAGAAACCUGCCUUCGACAUCGUCCACGGCCGGUCCGGCCGCUGUCGCUCCUGGUCCGAGCCCCUCAUCUUCAGACAGCAUCUUUGGCAGCGGCGCGCCGGCCGCCUCGGAUAGUCAUGCUGCCUCGAUCUCCUCGGCUGCCAUCUCACGCAAUGCCUCGAGCUCCCAUCUCGCCGGUCUGGCGGGCAGCAGCAGCGGCGGCAACACCAACGGCUCCGGCGACGCCGCUCAAUCUACCGAUCCCGUGCCCUCGAAAAAGAAGCGUGUCAGCAUGUCGAACGGGAAAAAGCCGGCCGCUGCCUCCGACGACAACUCAGACGACGGGUCCAACUCUGGUCUCAAGCACGACGACGAGAGGAAGUAUGACAUCCCGCCGCUGAAGUUGAUCGACACGGGCAACCCGGAGGCCGAUGCCGAGGCCAACCGUCUGGCAAUCGAAGAAGACAAGCGAAGAAGGAACACUGCCGCUAGCGCGCGCUUCCGCAUCAAGAAGAAGCAGCGGGAGGCCGCGCUCGAGCACACCGCAAAGGAGCUGCAGCAGCGCGUUGCCGACCUCGAGAGCGAAAACGCACGGCUGCGCACCGAAAACGGAUGGCUCAAGAGCCUGAUCACGGUGCAGCCCGGUCAGCAACCCGCUGGUCUCGACAGCGGCGGAGUCGCUUCCGCCGCGACUGGCGCCUCGCUGCCCUUCGGCCCGGUCGCGGGUCCGAGUCGCACCAGCGGUGGCAACCCCCCACUGCAACCAGCGACGCACACGCAGCCUGACCCGUCGUCGGACGUCGCCAGCGCAACCGCCGGCAACAGCCUCUCCACGUCGAGCCGGAGCGUGCAGGAGCAGGCAGAGAGGAAUAGCGGCCUCGUCCCCCGCGGCGUCGGCACGGGCGCCGAUCAGGCCAAGGAGGGCGGUGGUGCGGGCAAGCCCAACUCGGCUCCAAGUGGUGCUGCCUUGAAGAGAGAUCGCGAAGAGUGA
Pseudozyma flocculosa PF-1 is the source of this 2160-nucleotide messenger RNA. RefSeq lists its product as uncharacterized. Gene Ontology annotation, cellular component: nucleus. The coding region runs from base 1 to 2160 and encodes 719 amino acids. Lineage: Eukaryota; Fungi; Basidiomycota; Ustilaginomycetes; Ustilaginales; Ustilaginaceae. The transcript has 2 exons. The record is from RefSeq and is a predicted model, not a curated record. Gene Ontology annotation, molecular function: DNA-binding transcription activator activity, RNA polymerase II-specific; RNA polymerase II transcription regulatory region sequence-specific DNA binding. Gene Ontology annotation, biological process: regulation of transcription by RNA polymerase II.